Mangifera indica (mango) is the source of this 1998-nucleotide messenger RNA. Its product is annotated as disease resistance protein RPM1-like. The record is from RefSeq and is a predicted model, not a curated record. Lineage: Eukaryota; Viridiplantae; Streptophyta; Magnoliopsida; Sapindales; Anacardiaceae. The transcript has 3 exons. The coding region runs from base 1 to 1998 and encodes 665 amino acids. Gene Ontology annotation, biological process: defense response to other organism.
AUGGUAGAUGACACUCCUCUUGGUUCCUCAGAAUAUGCCAUUAUCCCAACUACAGAUAUGUUCCCUAACUCUUCCUUCACUGAACUUGCCUCUACAGUGGAAUCUAAUCUGCCUUCAACAAUUCCUGCUUCUGAGCCCACAACAAUUGUUCCAACUACAGCACCUCCAAUUAGGCGAUCCACUAGAACAAUCAAACCACCAAUUUGGAGUAUAGAUUAUGUCAGCAUGGCUUCCUCCGAGUCUAUAAAACCACACUUUAUUUCUCAAUUUGUUAGUUAUGACAAACUCUCUUCUGCACACAAAGUUUAUAUUAGCUAUAUUUCUAAGCACCGUAAGCCUAAGACAUACUUUGAGGCCAUUCAGUCUUCUCAUUGGCGACAAGCUAUGGUCGAUGAGCUCCAAGCCUUGUCCCUUAAUCAAACUUGGGAACUUGUUCCACGACCACCACACAAACAACCCAUAGGAUGCAAAUGGAUGGACGUCCAUAAUGCACUCAUUCAUGGUGAUUUAGAUAAAGAAAUUUACAUGGAAGUUCCACCUGGCAUUCGCAGACAGGGGGAGACAUUGACGGCAGAAGGAUUUGUUGAAGCGAAGGAAGGAAAGACAAUGGAAGAAGUUGCGCAGGAGUACCUUAGCGAGCUCUUGAACAGAAGCCUGAUGCAAGUGGCUGGAACAACAAGCGAUGGAAGAGUCAAGGCCUGUAGAAUCCACGACUUUCUGAGGGAAAUCAUUAAAACAAAGUCCAGAGAGCACAACAUUGCAGCCAUAGCUAAAGAACACAUGAAUCAGAACACACUAUGGCCAGAUAAGGUUCAACGAUUAUCAGUUCACAAUACACUACAAAAUGUUCAGCAAAACAGGUUUGUCAACGCUUCUCAAUUGCGUUCUCUGUUCAUGUUUGGGAUAGAUGAAAAACCACGUUUGCACGCACUUUUUCCAAGUGGGUUCAAGCUUCUAGGCGUCCUGGACAUGCGAGGCACACCAGUCACAAAAUUUCCCAUUGAAGUUAUGAACCUGUAUUAUUUGAAGUACAUGAGCUUGAGGGACACCAAGUUGAAAACGAUUCCAAGAUACAUAGGGAAGCUUCAGAACCUGGAGACCUUAGAUCUUAAACAUGCCUAUGUCACUGAAUUGCCAUCAGAUAUACUGAACCUCAAAAAGCUUCGUCAUCUCAUGGUUUACCGAUAUGAAUAUGAGACUUUUGCUACUUUUAAAUAUGGCUUCAAAAGUCUAGAGAAGAUUGGUGUUCUUCAGUCUUUACAGAAACUCAGUUUUAUCGAGGCAAACCAUGUUGGGACGCUACAAGAGCUUGGCAAAUUAACUCAACUUAAAAGACUCGGAAUUAUAAAGUUGAGAAAACAAGAUGGGAAAAUGUUGUGUUCGUCUAUUGAACAUCUGACAAACCUUCGCACAUUAUCGAUAACUUCAACAGAAGAGAGCGAGAUUAUUGAUCUUCAGCACCUUCACCAUCCACCUCAGCUCCUUCAAAGAAUCUACUUAACAGGACGGUUGGAGAGUUUACCUCAUUGGAUAACUUAUGUUCACAGCUUGGUGAAACUUAAGCUAAGAUGGGCUAGAUUGAAGGAAGAUCCGCUGGUGUUUCUGCAAGAUCUUCCUAAUCUUGUUCAUCUCGAACUGGUUCAAGUAUACGAUGGAGACAUGCUCUGCUUCAUGGCUGGUGGGUUCAAGAAGCUGAAGCUACUAGGUUUGUACAAGUUUGAAGGGCUUAGAUUUGUGGAAAUACAAAAGGGAGCAAUGUCGUGCAUUGAAAAUCUUAGAAUUCAGCGGUGUAAGUCGUUGCAGAAGGUGCCGCUGGGAAUUGAGCAUCUGAGCCAGUUGAAAAUGCUAGAGUUUUUUGACUUGCCACAUAAAUUGCUGAAGACGAUUCGCCGAGAUGAAGGAGGUGAAGAUUACUGGAGAGUUGCACACAUUCCUAAAGUGAAUUCAACCACUGAAGAGACGGGGAUGGGAAGUUUAGGUAAGAUUUCAUUUAGAUGA